UUUCGGUGAAAAACGGAAGUAAACUGUGACGAAGAACAAUUUCCACGUUAGCGUUUUGAUUUAGACGUUUAUUAACACUAUGGACAUCUACAUUUGACUCAUUUAACUGCACAGCAUCGUAUACUUACCACAGGUUAUCUUUCAUUCGCGUUGGAGACAGGACUUAGUUGAUAUAUGUUAUCUAUAUAACGCUAGCUAGCUGCUAAUGUUAGCUAACAAUGGCCAACUGUAUUGUUUUUCACACUCAAAUAGCCUCCAUCAUGGAGGUGCUAGCGAAUGCAGCCGUGGCAGAGAUCUGUAAACUCGUAGACGACGACUAUGCAGUGUUUCGUUUGGAAAUAACUCAAAGCCAGAAAGAAAACAGGGCAUUGCGGAGGAAACUACAGCUACAGGAACUUAAGGUGUCACGGGAGCGCGCAGAGGGGACAUUGCGAGAGCGCGUCCUCGCCAGUCGUCCCAGAAGUGUAAAGAUCCUCGACCGAUACAGAGGAAUGGCAAGAGGUGAAGGACAUCUCACUGGAGGCCACAGGAGCUUUGUGAGGCCAGCGGGACACAAUACAUGGAGAGAUGACCAACCGAUUACUGUUGAUGAGGGGAGUGAAACCUCCAACCAGCAUGUUAUUGUGAUAGAGUCUGCAGAUAUAGAGGCUGCAGGUCCUGGGUUCAAGCAGGAGAGGUCUGAAGGAGAGGAGGACCCACGGCACAGCAGAGACAUCCAGACUGUAGCUACAGGGGGAGCUCCAGCCACUCCAGAGGAUCCCACCGCCUCACCAGCACAGCCCAGGACCAGACGCAGCAUCACGGAGGAGGAGGAGGGUCUAGAGGUGCUGCUGGUGAAGGAGGAGGGUCUGGGGAACCCUGAGGGGACCAUGGUCAUGGAGGACAACCAGACUACACCUCCUCCUGAACCCACAGAGGAACCAGCUGAGCAGCACAGGACCACACACAGUCUCACUGAGUCAGUAGACAUGGAGGAUGGAAAGCCUGAUCUGCUGCUGGUUAAAGAGGAGACAAUAGAAGAUGGACCAGAGAGUAUUGAUCAGCUGAGUGGACUAAAGAUGGGGGAGCAAGGUGGCUGGCUGGAGGCUAACAGAGGAGACUGGGCGGCCAUCUUGGAUUCCCAGACUGGUGCAGCUAAGGGCCCAGAGGAUGACAUCACCGAGCAGGCCGGGACCAGAAGCGACAUAGUGGAGGUCAGUGGAUGGGACAGCGUCCUCAACUCUGGGCUGGGGAACAACACUGUUAACCACAACCAGAAACAGACUGUCAAAUACAAAACAAACGAACUUAGUCUCCAUGACAACAGACUGGCUGAGACCAGGACGAGGUUUAGAUUUGGUCCGCGGGGACGGGGAGGUGUCAGUAUGCGGCAGGAGAGAACAGACACAGACUCUGCUAGCGAUGCUCCGUCCUGCUCCUAUAGUUGUGAUUCAGAGAGACUGAUGACUCCUCAGGUUAACCACCAAACAGGUGCUGCCUUCAGCCUGCCUUCUAUAGGAUCUAUCAACUGGAACAUGGACCCUGCAACAACACAAACACUCCCUGGCCGUCCUCCUCACACUCUCCUAAUGUUAAACCAGACCUCAGACAAUGCCAGUGCACUAAAUGGCUACACAAGCCCAUUGACAAAUGACAGUAGUAGCAACGCUAUCAGCAGAUCUGGUGGCAAAGAGAAGUGCUUCCCGUGUUCAUUCUGUUGGAAAGUCUUCAGUUUCCGCAAACAGAUGGAGAGCCAUCAGAGGAUGCACACGGGGGAGAAACCGUUUGGCUGCCACCUGUGUGAGAAGAGGUUCUCCCACCAGCACCACCUGAAGAGGCACCAGAGGGUCCAUACAGGGGAGAAACCCUACAGCUGCCCCCAGUGUGAGAAGAGGUUCUCCCACCAGCACCAUCUGAAGACGCACCUGAAGGUUCACACGGGAGAGAGGCCAUUCACCUGUACACACUGCGGGAAGAGGUUCUCAGAGAGGAGCUACCUUAGGAUACACCAGCAGAAAAUGCACAUGGCCCAUGUAUAGAGUAUAGAAACAUGUUAUGUAGUACUCGCUCGUAUGUUUGUAGUUAAUUCUGUUGGUUUUGGAUGUAGGAGGGAACUGAGGAAAGAAUGAGUAUGAUGAGGCAGAUUAAAUGAUAUGGUGAUGGAUGGUGUCUGUAAAAAAUGCUUUACUUAUGAAGAGUGACAACCUUGUCCUGUUUGAUAAUAAAGAAAAUAUAUGCCUUAAUUCAUGUUGACUUGACAUGAAGUAGAGAAGCUGUGAUGUUGAACCUUUUCCAAGGCAUUCUAAAAUAUCAUUUGAUCAAAGCGAGGGUACCAGAUAAGUUUGUUUACUUGUCACAUGUAUAAUUGUGUGCAAUAAAAGUACUGU
Molecule: messenger RNA, 2366 nt
Organism: Oncorhynchus masou masou (cherry salmon)
Lineage: Eukaryota; Metazoa; Chordata; Actinopteri; Salmoniformes; Salmonidae
Product: neurotrophin receptor-interacting factor homolog
Exons: 6
Coding region: 219-2018 (599 amino acids)
Biological process (GO): regulation of transcription by RNA polymerase II
Molecular function (GO): DNA-binding transcription factor activity; RNA polymerase II cis-regulatory region sequence-specific DNA binding
Source: RefSeq, a predicted model, not a curated record